Protopolystoma xenopodis is the source of this 315-nucleotide messenger RNA. The record is from the annotation of a GenBank genome assembly. Lineage: Eukaryota; Metazoa; Platyhelminthes; Monogenea; Polystomatidea; Polystomatidae.
AUGAUUUCCUCAAUCAUCGUGCUCAACAUCGGAAUAUAUCCUAUCAGCGACCUGACUUCCGAUGAAGUCAUAAUAACUACGGGGCAAUUAGAAGAGGCUAAGAAGCAGAAGCGCGAAGCUUUUCGUAAAAAGGCAGAACUUGAGGCCGCGCGUCGCUUGGAGACAGAACGUCUUGAGAACGAGCUUGCAGAACGUCAGCGUGAAGAAGCUGAGGCUCUUGCUAUAAAGCGGGCUGAAGAAGAGCUUCAACUUAAGAUAGUUGCAACUGUGUCACACUGUUAUACCCUGCUGCAUCAGAAAUUUUCACUCGAAUGA